Messenger RNA from Fusarium redolens, 429 nucleotides. RefSeq names its product ribosomal protein S9/S16. Gene Ontology annotation, molecular function: structural constituent of ribosome; RNA binding. Bases 1 to 429 code for a protein of 142 amino acids. NCBI's taxonomy places the organism in Eukaryota, Fungi, Ascomycota, Sordariomycetes, Hypocreales, Nectriaceae. The record is from RefSeq and is a predicted model, not a curated record. Gene Ontology annotation, biological process: maturation of SSU-rRNA from tricistronic rRNA transcript (SSU-rRNA, 5.8S rRNA, LSU-rRNA); translation. Gene Ontology annotation, cellular component: ribosome; cytosolic small ribosomal subunit. The transcript has 4 exons.
AUGUCUACUCAAUCCGUGCAGUGUUUUGGUAAAAAGAAGACCGCCACGGCCGUUGCUCACUGCAAGGCUGGCCGCGGUCUCAUCAAGGUCAACGGACGACCUCUCCAGCUCGUCCAGCCCGAGAUCUUGCGCUUCAAGGUCUACGAGCCUCUCCUCGUUGUUGGCCUUGACAAGUUCGCCAACGUUGAUGUGCGCGUGAGAGUCAGUGGGGGAGGCCAUACCAGUCAAAUCUAUGCCAUCCGACAGGCCAUCGCCAAGUCCCUGAUCGCCUACUACCAGAAGUUCGUCGAUGAGCACUCCAAGAACCUCCUCAAGCAGGCUCUUGUCCAGUUCGACCGAACCCUCCUCGUUGCCGACAACCGCCGCUGCGAGCCCAAGAAGUUCGGUGGUAAAGGUGCCCGUUCUCGCUUCCAGAAGUCUUACCGUUAA